AUGAGCCCACUUGUGAGAUGCGUCUGCAAAAUGAGGCAAGAAUACAUCUGCCAUCCUGAUAGUUCCCUUUUGGCCCAGCUGAAGGGGGCCUUAAACUCUGGAGUUGAGUAUUACUGGGACCAGCUGAAUGAGACCGUCUUCACUGUGCAUUCCAACAGUAGGAGCACUGAGCGGCCUGGAACUAGUCGAGUCACAUGGAGGACAGACAGGGACAUGGGCCUAAUGAAUGCCAUAGGCCUGCAGCCACGUAACCCCACCACCUCUGUUACAUCACAGGGCACCCAGACUCUGGCUCCUCAGCUGCAAAAUGCAGAGACACAGACUGAGAGGGAAGUUCAGGAGCCAGGAGUUGCUGCCUCAGGGACUACAGAGGGUGGUCCAGAAUAUGGGGCUACUGGAGAGGAUUCCCUGACCAGGAUCCAGAGGUUGAUGGCUGAAGGUGGCAUGACUGCUGUGGUCCAGCGGGAGCAAAGCACUACCAUGGCAUCCAUGGGGGGUUUUGGCAACAACAUCAUUGUGAGUCAUCGCAUCCACCGCAGUUCUCAGACUGGUGCUGAAUCAACUGGAGCAGAUGGUGGCACAGCUCAGCCAUCCACUUCACAGGAGCUGGUAGCUGAGCUAGAGGGACGGACCCUUUCAGAGUCCAUGCAGGUGACAGAGCGUGGCUUGAGCCCACGGACCUCCUCUGAUGAUAUCAUCGAGGGAGAAGAAGCUAGUGGGCAGAGCUUGUUGGAGCAGGCUCAGUCCUCAAUGGACACUGAGGGACCAAUUGAGUACAGUGACCUAACUAAUAACAACCAUCUUCCUGAUAAUACCAACUUCUAUAGUAAUGAUAGCACCAGUGGAGAAUCUCGGAACAGGUAGAGAUGAAUUAUAUGUUGGUGCUACCCUUGUACUGCUAAGCAGAGACUUGUACCUCACAGCUAACCAGGAACUGGAAGAGUAGGGGGAUUUUGACUCCAACCAGAUGCUGGUAAUUCAGAGGGCAUUGUUUUACAGGGGUGGGAAAUGAGAGGAAGACCAUCAAUUGUAUAGGAAGACUCUUGAAGAGGUUUUAUUCUGUGUCUUAGCUUCCUGCAUCCGUUUUGCUGCACAUUUUCUACAAUAGCUGUAAUAAACCUUGAUAUUCAGCUGAGCCUUAUGUAAAUUUCUCAGCUCACUGGCUACUGGAAUCCAUUAAGCUUUGCCCUAACCCUGCAGUGCUUUUAAUGUUACUCUUUGUUUUGGUUUUGUUUGUUUUAUUUUUUUAAUUAAUGGUUUCUCCUAUUUUGACCUACCAGAUGAACUGAUAAAGGGGGCUGUAGUCUCCUCCUUUGGAGGCCUACAACCUUAUUCAACGUGUACAUUUCUUUAAGUGCUACUGUGGAGGGGCUUUGCACCCCAGCUCUGCUACCAGAGUGGAUUUAUCUUCCAGCCAGAGUUCCAAUCCCAUGCUGCUGGCGAGUAAGAGCUAGGUGACUCUUCAGAUGUGCAGCAUCUGGGUGGCUUGAAAGACUGCAGGCUGGUUAAGGCAAAGUAGUCUUCUCGAGGACUCUGUUCCACUCUUUUCCAGCCCAGGACGGGAGGUGGGAGAGCUGUGCUUGGGCUUCACCAUCCCUUCAUGCUCAGGAACCUCUCAGGAGUGUGAGCCUUUUGUUUAAGAGUCUCUACUUUGUAUGCAAGCAGGACCUUAUAAGGGCUGCUGUGGGUGGGGCAACACGUAGUUGCAAAGCAUGUGGGUUGGGUGGGUACCAUUCCCCAAUAAAGAUGGCACUUAUUGAGAAAUUGCCCAGGGCUUUAGCACCUCUUGCUGUGCCAAUAGUAACAUAUGUUAAUUCAACCUGAUGACAUUUGGCAGGAUCAUGGUGCCACAGCCAGGCUGCACUUCCCUAUUUGGGGUGGGGAUGGGGGAGGGGGGGUAGCUCCAUGUCAGAGCGUAAGGUAUGUGUCUGUGAUGUAAGGUGUUGCAUGUGAAACUUUGACCUUGUACAUGUAGUUUUUAGUGGAGAAAUCAAGGCUCUGACAUUUUUGUUUCUAGUCUGAAAUGUGAUUUUCCUUUUCGUUUGUAACUCUCCAUCCCAGUGAGCUUGUAGCAGGAAGGUAGGGGGAGAGUGUGUGCUAAUGAGGGAAACACCAAAGAUCAACGUCAUUAAAAUAUGAC
Gekko japonicus is the source of this 2140-nucleotide messenger RNA. RefSeq names its product activating molecule in BECN1-regulated autophagy protein 1-like. The record is from RefSeq and is a predicted model, not a curated record. The transcript has 5 exons. Bases 1 to 864 code for a protein of 287 amino acids. Lineage: Eukaryota; Metazoa; Chordata; Lepidosauria; Squamata; Gekkonidae.